CUGCGUAGAGGACCGGGCGGACUUCUCCGUAUCACCUUCCUAUUUGGCCCCGGACGAUGUCUUCAACGCCCGCUGCAAAGGCAGGGGGGGACCAGCCGGAUGGCACCGGCAAGGUGCGGAUGUUGGACAUGCUGACUACGGGUUUGGCCCCGAGCGGCGUGGACAAGAUGGCCGAG
Messenger RNA from Amoebophrya sp. A120, 176 nucleotides. Lineage: Eukaryota; Dinophyceae; Syndiniales; Amoebophryaceae. The record is from the annotation of a GenBank genome assembly.